UCAAAUAAUGACGAGAUCACAAGACCAAGCAUAGACAACACUUUUAUCAACCAACUUGUCUUCUGUCAUCAGGUGAUUGGGAGUGAGGAAUUCAGAAAAGGGAUAAAUUCGUAAAUCAAUAUGUCUGGGAAAGAUAAAUUACAAAUUUUCCCUUCUCGGGGAGCUCAGAUGUUAAUAAAGGCCCGUCUGGCCGGAGCAGUUAAGGGCCAUGGUCUCCUCAAGAAAAAGGCUGAUGCCUUGCAAGUGAGGUUCCGUAUGAUCUUGGGAAAAAUCAUUGAGACAAAGACCCUUAUGGGUGAAGUGAUGAAGGAAGCAGCAUUCUCCCUGGCCGAGGCAAAGUUCACAACGGGAGACUUCAACCAGGUGGUGCUCCAGAAUGUGACCAAGGCACAGAUCAAGAUCCGUUCCAAGAAAGACAAUGUUGCUGGUGUCACACUGCCGAUCUUCGAGUCAUACCAAGACGGUUCAGAUACGUACGAGCUCGCGGGUCUCGCGCGCGGUGGUCAACAGCUCUCAAAGCUGAAGAAGAACUUCCAAAGUGCUGUCAAACUGCUGGUCGAGCUCGCGUCUCUCCAGACCUCGUUCGUGACUUUAGAUGAAGUCAUCAAGAUCACUAACAGACGUGUCAACGCUAUUGAGCAUGUGAUCAUCCCACGACUGGAGCGCACUCUGGCGUACAUCAUCUCCGAGCUGGACGAGCUGGAGCGUGAGGAGUUCUACCGGCUCAAGAAGAUCCAGGACAAGAAGAAGAUCAUCAAGGACAAAGCGGAGGCGAAAAAGAAAGAGCUCCUAGCGGCGGGCCUGGGCCUGGACCUUGGCGACGGCGGCGCCAACCUGCUGGACGAGGGCGACGAGGACAUCGUGUUCUAAACCACCCGACAGUUGACCGGUGCG
Molecule: messenger RNA, 894 nt
Organism: Cydia fagiglandana
Lineage: Eukaryota; Metazoa; Arthropoda; Insecta; Lepidoptera; Tortricidae
Product: V-type proton ATPase subunit D
Exons: 7
Coding region: 121-870 (249 amino acids)
Cellular component (GO): proton-transporting V-type ATPase complex
Molecular function (GO): proton-transporting ATPase activity, rotational mechanism
Source: RefSeq, a predicted model, not a curated record